CAUAAGCACAUGUUACUAGUCCGAUUCGGACUGAUAACCUUCCCAUCGAAAUCGGGUCACUUCAUCUUCCACAUUUUCACCCUUCUAGAGAAGUUCACGGCUUUCCACCCACAACGCAGCAGCAUGCAAAGAAAAUAGCAUUCGUUUGCCCCUAAGCGUUGAAUACGCCCGCCGCGCCGUCGCGUCGUCGUCUCGUGCCAAGUGAAAAUUCACACGCCUCACUUUCUGCGACCGAAACGUUCUUGGUCGGAUGGGUGAAAAGUUCUAUACCUACUGUUUGUUUAAUUUAAUGCAAACAUUGAAUCAUGUGAGAUAAGCAUUGAGACUGAAGUAUAAAAGUAGGAGUAUUGUUCUAGUGGCUACAUCAGUUACCACUCAUCUGUUUAGAAACCAACAACUUGUGCUAUCUAGUCAAAAUUCAAUAUGAAGGUAUUGUUACAUUGCAGAUUGAAAUAGAAAAUAACUUUCACUCAAUCAACUUUUCUAUUUCAGUUCACAGUGCUGUUGUUUGCUUUUGUGGUUUGUAUUUCUGCGUAUGGCCACCACCACCACACCGAAAGUAUAAGUGAAUACAAUUUCAAAACUUUUCACGAGAUUCCGGAGAAGAAGCUGGAUGACGAGGUGGAAGCGAAGCUGACAGUUUUGAACAAAAUGCUCAAAGAUUACCAGAAGGAACUGAAAACUGAAGUGAAGCUGAAAUCUGAAGUGCAAAAGGAAGAAGUCGAAGUCGAUGAGGUGUCUAAAGAUAAGGUUUACAGCUAUGAGUUCGGGUAUGGAGUUAAAGAUCCAAAGACCGGCGAUAGCAAGGACCAGUGGGAGAAAAGCGUCGAAGGGAAAGUCAAAGGAGUUUAUAAAGUGGCCGAAUCGGAUGGUACGGUGCGAAUAGUUGAGUAUGAGGCAGAUGAUAAGAAAGGAUUCGAAGCAAAGGUGACAAAUGUGGCACCUGAGAUCAAAAGCGAAAAAAUAAUCAAGGAAGAGGAAAAAGAACCGUACAGCUACAGCUACCUGAAGAAAUUUACCUACUAAGACAGAUGAAUGCAUUCCUGAAAGAAACGAAAUUUGAAACUGUGCUUUAUUGUAUUCCUCAUUAAUUUUCCUCAAUAUUUUAGUAGAAUAAGUUAAAUAAAUUGAAUCAUGUAGGAGAAAUAA
Molecule: messenger RNA, 1149 nt
Organism: Aedes albopictus (Asian tiger mosquito)
Lineage: Eukaryota; Metazoa; Arthropoda; Insecta; Diptera; Culicidae
Product: adult-specific cuticular protein ACP-20-like
Exons: 1
Coding region: 652-1026 (124 amino acids)
Cellular component (GO): extracellular matrix
Source: RefSeq, a predicted model, not a curated record